AUGGCCUCAGAUGAAACAUCUCCAUUACCGGGACCGGAUAUGGCCAUGACACCUGGUGCUGCCCUGUCUCCUUUCACUGCACUUCCCUUUCCCUCACCCACUCCUGGCCCCCCGGACCCACCACCCUGGGACCCACCUCCACAGCCCCCUGUGCCUUCAGCAUUCUCUCCAGGAAAUCCACACCUGCUCUCUGCUUUCCCAGGCCCCGUGUUGAUGAUGGGGGAGGGGGGACCUGGCCCCCCUGGAGCGGGGGCUGGUAAGGUCACACUCACAGUCAAGACAGAAGGAGGAGCAGCUGAGUCUUCUCAAGCUCACAGCUUGGUCCUCACUCCCACCGCCUUCAACUGGAUUGCUGCAGGCACCCCCUGCUGGGGCCCCGUAGCUCCUCACUUGGUCAAAGCCUCUGCUGUGCAGACCAUUCUGCCCGCCAAGGCUGCUGCUCUGAGCCAGGAGGGAUCCCCAGCCCUUCCUCCUCAGGCUCCCCCAGCAGCUGCCCAUCUGGCACCCAUGGUACCCCUGGAAAAGGCUUGGCUGGGGUCCCAAGGGGCAGCUGGGGAAGGAGAGCCUGCUCUGGCCAGAUCGAAGCCCCCGCUGGGUGCCCUCUCCUAUACUUCCAAGGGCGUUUAUGAAAACUUCCGUCGCUGGCAGCGCUAUAAAGCCUUGGCAGGGAGGCACUUAUCCCAAAGUCCUGACACUGAAGCUCUUUCCUGCUUUCUGAUCCCAGUGCUUCGUUCCCUGGCCCGGCUGAAGCCCACUAUGACCUUGGAGGAGGGACUGCCCAGGGCUGUACAGGAGUGGGAGCGCACCAGCAACUUUGACCGGAUGAUCUUUUAUGAGAUGGCAGAAAAAUUCAUGGAGUUUGAGGCUGAAGAGCAGAUGCAGAACACACAGCUGCUGAAUGAGGCCCAGAGCCUGCCUCCUGCAGCCCCUCUGACAUGUGAUCUCCCAGGGCCCCCGGCCCCUGAGGUUUGCCAGCAGCCAGUAUACGUUCCCAAGAAGACCACCUCUAAGGCUCGGGCACCCCGGCGGCGGCAGCGUAAACCCCAGAAGCCUUCGGCUCCUGAGGCACCCAAGGAGAUCCCCCCAGAAGCUGUGAAAGAAUAUAUUGACAUCAUGGAAGGGCUACUGGGGAGUCACCCGACAUAUGAUCCUGGGGAGUCCAGUGGAACCUGGGAACAGGAAGAGGAGCGGCAGGAAGGGCCAGGGGAGGAUCCAGAUUCUGACUUCUUGAGCUAUAUCGAUGACCUGUGUUCUCAGGAGGUGUUUGUCUCCCAGGUGGAAGCCGUCAUUAACCCUCAAUUCCUGGAGGAUCUGUUAUCCCCGGAACAACAGAGGGAUCCCCUGGCCUUGCUGGAGGAGCUGGAAGAGGAGGAACAGCUCACUCUCUCACAGCUGGUUCAGAAGCGAAUCCUGGCCUUGGAAGAGGAGGAUGGGGAGGCGUUUCCAAGUAGCAGUGGUGCUCAAUCAGACUCCAGUGCUUCUGUUUCUGAUGAGGAGGAAGAUGUGGGUGGGCGGCAGCGGCCCUCACCUGGGCCUCGGGGGGUUGGGGGUGCUGUCCGUCUUGGGAAGGCUGCUGCUGCUGCUGCAGGAAAGCGGGCGAGAGAGGUGCAUGGUGGGCAGAAGCAAGCCCUUGAGGAACCAAGGGGGGUGCGCAGGGAUGGGACCACUCCGCUGUCCUCCAGCAGCUGGGACCUGCAGUUGCAACUUGCAGCUCCGAGGGGAGUUCAGGCACCCCUGGGCACAGAGAGAGAAGGGUCUGGAGGGGUUGGGAAUCAGCUCUCUGCACAUCCGGGUGACCACGUGGGAAGUGCUGGGAGGCCUGGGUAUGGCUUGAUGGCCAAUAAGACCUCAGAGGCUCUGCCUGGUUGUUGGCAGGAAGGACCCCAGCCUGAGAGAGCUCUUGGUUUUGAUGUUGGAUCCACAGAGCUGGCUCCUCUGCCUGAGCCCGGAUCAGAAAAGCAGGUGGGGGAGCUGCAGGAAGGACAGAUGGGGGCCCUUGGAGUGCUUGCUCAAGGGAAGAAGCUUCCAGAAGUGUCCCAGGGGAGCUCUUCCACAGUCAGGUGGGGAGCUGACCCAAGUCCUCUUGUGGUUCCAGGGCACAAUCAAAACCAUUCCCCAACAGUGGUGAGGGCUGGUGACAGGGCCCCCUUUAGCCUAGACCUGUGGCUGAAUAGUGACAUGGACAACAUAAGCCUGGAGUUGCCCUUACAAAUUGAAGAGGUCAUACAGAGCUUGCAGGAUGGGGCAUGUAUACCUGAGCUCCUGGGAAGCAGCCAGGCCCUAGGCUCCGAGAGCACAGCACCAGGGGAUAUGGGCAACGCUGCUGAUCCCUGUGGAGGCACAGAUGCCACCCCUGCCUUAGAGAAGGAAAAUGACUGCAACACCCCAGGACCCCUGCGGCAGGCCAAGAGCCCAGCUGUGAGGUCCGAAGAGGACAAAGCACAAAGCCCUGAGGCCCUUAAGGAUCCCAGUGGCUGCUGGCCUGAAGGUUGCUCCCCACUGCUGGCCAGCACAGCUCUUGUCUCCAGCCUGGGGUCUUCGGUGCCUGCAGGCCCAGACGGCUUCCCUUUGGAGACCCCGGAGGCCUCCCUCCCCAGGGCCUGCCAAGUGACAGGGGACCUGCUAGACACCACAGACCAGGUCGACAAACUAGAUAUUAGAAGUGACUGUGGCCUCCAGCAGGGGCUCAGUAAAGCUACCUGCCCCCCAUGUGUCAUCCUUAAAGAAGCCCAAGGAGAGGGCAGGGAAGAUCUUGCUCCUUUGCAAGAGAAUCCAGAGCUUCACGCAGCUGAGGCUUCCAACGUCACAUCUCCCCAGGGCCUCGCAGGCACUGCCCCCAAGUGGGGACACCCAGCUGCCCCUCCUGUUAGUCAAAAACACAGCUCACACGGGGCCAGAGGAAAGAAGAAAGAGAAGAGGAGGCAGCAGAGGAAGGAACUGGAUGAGGAAGAUGAAGAACUUACUCACUUUGCCAACCUUCUGGCCUGUAAACUUAGCUUAGAGCCCAGGGUCCCUGAGCUCAGCCCUCAGCCCACCUCAGGAGGUCAGGGCGUCCAGAAAGCACGUGCACCUCCCUCGGCAGAGGCUAAAGGCCUUGGGAAGCCCGUCUAUUCAGCUGCCAAGUCUGGCAAGCGAGUUCUGGUUGGAGGUUCAGCCCCUACUGAAAAGAGAGCCUGCUCAGACACACAUCUUGGGGCCUCUGGGGAGGAACCCUCAGCCUUGGGAGUAGUUCCAGCGUCACAGCCGCGUAAGAGGCGGCGUGACGGUUUUGUCACGGGCAGGAGGAAGAAGCGCCGCCGCAGCCAGUAG
Molecule: messenger RNA, 3309 nt
Organism: Ochotona curzoniae (black-lipped pika)
Lineage: Eukaryota; Metazoa; Chordata; Mammalia; Lagomorpha; Ochotonidae
Gene: NUTM1
Product: NUT midline carcinoma family member 1
Exons: 7
Coding region: 1-3309 (1102 amino acids)
Source: RefSeq, a predicted model, not a curated record